Molecule: messenger RNA, 4685 nt
Organism: Conger conger (European conger)
Lineage: Eukaryota; Metazoa; Chordata; Actinopteri; Anguilliformes; Congridae
Gene: nme3
Product: NME/NM23 nucleoside diphosphate kinase 3
Exons: 5
Coding region: 114-656 (180 amino acids)
Biological process (GO): UTP biosynthetic process; CTP biosynthetic process; GTP biosynthetic process
Molecular function (GO): nucleoside diphosphate kinase activity
Source: RefSeq, a predicted model, not a curated record
CCUAUUUAUAGCUAAGUAUUUGCUUGCAUCCAGUCUUGUUGACUUAGAAGCCCUUCCAUUAUUGGUUUCUACGAAUUCUCGUAUACCAGGCUGCACGAGUAGUGGCACUUAACAUGGGGCCAAAAAGGUCACUGCCUGACGAACAGGAGAUUGAGAGGUCGGUCGCAAAACUCGCUAGAAUUGAGGUGUGCGCCUGGACCGGGGUGAACGAGCGGACCUUCGUCGCGGUGAAGCCGGACGGGGUGCACCGGCGUCUGGUGGGCGAGAUCAUCCGCCGCUUCGAGCGAAAGGGCUUCCACCUGGUGGGGCUCAAACUGGUGCAGGCGUCGGAGAGUCUCCUGAAGGCGCAUUACUGGGAGCUGAGGGACAAGCCCUUCUUCAACGGACUCAUCCGCUACAUGAGCUCUGGACCUGUCGUCGCCAUGGUGUGGCAGGGUCUGGACGUGGUGAAGACUGCUCGCAGAAUGCUGGGAGAGACCAACCCUGCAGACUCACUCCCAGGAACCAUCCGAGGGGACUACUGCCUGGAAGUGGGCAGGAAUGUGAUCCAUGGCAGUGACUCAGUGGAAAGUGCUCAGAGGGAGAUCUCCCUCUGGUUCCAAAACCAGGAGCUCACGUGCUGGGAGGACAGCAGCCAGCACUGGAUCUAUGAGUGAUGCAAGCACACGCACACACACACACGCACACACACACACGCACACACACGCACGUAUGUACGCACACGCACACACACACACACACACGUACGUACGUACGCACACAUUUAGGAACAUAAGACCGCAUAAUAACAAAUAGGUCAUUUAGCUAUUCUAGACUCACACAUUUUUGGCAACUCUGCAUAAAAAUUACUAGUUUUUUUCCCACUUUUGGAUUCCGUUUUGAGUCUUUUUGGACUACUUUAUUAGAGUCUAAACCAUUUGCAUAUUUAAUUAAUUCAGUAGUAAUGUCCUUAUCAAGAUAAUUAAUGUAAGUAUGGAAAACCACAGGUCACAACACAGAUUCUUGUGGGACUCCACUUCCCACAAUACCUUGCACAGACACGAUCCUUCCGUACGCUUUGUGUUCAGCCCUGCAGUCAGUUUCAGAUCCACUCUAAACUGCCUCGUAAAUCUCUUUCAUCAAAUAGUUUUGUAAAUCCAAAUAUCUAAUAUCACAAGCUUGAUUUGAGUCUAGACACUUUGGAGCUUUCUACAGAAGUGCAAGAACAUCGUUAUUCGCGCGGCAACUUCUAACUUCACAAACGUAUAGGGACACAAAGACUGGAGAGUCGUGGGAGAUACGGUCCUCGAAUCUGACACACUCCAGACACUGAAGAUACGUCUGCCUUGCUUUUAGUAGCUCAGUUUUCUUAGCUUUGUAGGUGUUGGGGCUGUUCCUGGAGUAGGUUGGUAUAUGCCACACAGGGCAAUUCCCACUGAACAGAGCCUGUAUCCCUGCUGUAUGCAUACUUGUUCUAAUAACUAAUAACUAAUAUCCAAGCACACAAUGACCAGAACUCGCCAUUCAGCCUAUUUUGGCUUGCCAUUAACCUAUCAGAAACGGAACACGGGGAAGCGGCCACUUCCACCAGAAGUGCCAUUCCAAAGUUACUAUCACUACCAGACAUAAUUUUCGAUUAGUAUUACUAAAUAGCGAGAGAACAAGGAAAUUGCUGCAAACUGUUUGUUGUGAGCGAGACAAUGGCUGCUUCUAGGGAAUGCAAACGCAUUCCCCGGUCUUCCGGUUUCCAUUUUUUGAAAGACAAAUACAGACUACCGCCACCUGCUGGUGUGGAGAGUUAUUACCUCUCACGCAGGCGCAGAACGUACGUGCAACUCGGCCGGCGGCGGACCAUCGUUGCGGUGUGUUCGGCACAGCCAACAUUAACGACGCGUAUCGACGCGAGGCGAUCUUUGUCGGCGCUCCGCAGCCGACCAUCGGUUUGGUGUGUCUAGGCCUUUAGUCACUGUGGUCCGAACACCGCCGUAUAAGCCUGCCCGGUUCAUAGUCUCUCAUUAGCAACAGCUUCCCCGCCACAAUGUCACAGUGGAGAACUAUUACCAUGUCACUGUAUGCUGAAUUGAAUCAUGCAUUUGACUAAUAACCAAGUUUUUAUGUCAACGGAAGGAAUUAUGCUUUACACACAAAAACCAAAGCUGAUCUUGGAGUACUUUUUUAGUCAUUAGUCAUGAAAGUUGCACUGUUCGGAACAUGGAGAGCUAACUUGGUUUUUGGAACACAGUGAGUUUACGUUACAAGCAGAAACACUAGGCGUUUUUCCAAGACCAGGAUUGAUGCAGUGCUAGAUGCUGUUUAGAUUUUAGGCAAACUAAGCAGUAGGUACAGUACACUUUAGUGGUAGGACAAGGCGAGCAUUGCUGGGCUGAAUGGCUUGUUCUCGUCAUUGUUAUGGAACACGAUGUAGCUCACUGCCUCCAAUGCAUGACCUGAUAGACUGCGGCACACAGGCAGCUCUCUGUAAGAAAUACCAAUAUUCACACAUAAUUUACCUUCAGCUCAUUUUCACGUCUGCCCCCUUUGUUUUGUUGAGAGAACUCAACCUGAAAAAAAUAAUUGUAAAAGUGUCUAGACCACGCCUUGCCUUAAAACAGAUUAAUAAUGAAACCCUAAAUGAAACUGGAAGUAUAGGUGUUUUUUGGGAUCUCUGGUUUGGCUUUGGCUCAGGGACUGGCAUAAAGAACUGCAAUAAUCAAGCUGAGUGUCUGACGUAGGCCACUCUAACCGUAGGAUGGAAUCUCUCGAUCUUAUAAUGGACUUUUUGCAUCUAUAGCACAAUGUGACAACAAUGAAAGACGGGAUAUUGUCGCGUAACAAACACGAAAGCGAAAGGCGAUGCUCCUGUGCGUACCCAGCUUUAGGGCCGGUAAACACCCAGUGGGGGCGGGAUCCAAUUAGUGCUCAAACCCCUUAUUAGGCAGCAUUAUAAGGCAGGAAGGAAGGCAUCGAGUUUGAAAGUUUGCAAAAAAGUAUGCCUUCUCAGGUGGCUUUGGCAGCAUGCAUGUAUCAUUCAGUAUCCCGCAAGUCUUUGCGAUUAACCUUCGACUUCCGUUAAAUUAAUGGCGGCUGAAAGCGGCGGUGCAAGUACACCGCAAGCUCGAUAUUUUGUUGUCGUCAUAUUUUUAAAAAUACAUUUUAAUUACUUAACACAGGUUAAGCUUCUGUAGGCUUUCCAUGAACUGGGCAGCUAAAUUGCUUAUAAUUACGCAUCAUCACGUAAUCAUGUUACUUUGACUUUGUCAAAGCGGUAGUCUGCAUGAGCUCCGCUGGCUUGUCUGCGCUCUCCUGAAUUGAACAGAGCAUGGUUGGUGAAUACAGCCAUUCCAAGGAUAUUCCAUGUUUGGAGAGAGAGGGGUAAAUAAUGUCACUAAUGAAUAAAAAAUAUAUAUAUUUAAAAAAUAGGUGCUUGACAUGCCCUGGAGCAAUGCAAACCUUAUACGUUAUAUGCACAUGUACACAUCUCGACACAAGUCUCCUCGCUCUUGGCUUUUUCGUUGCAUGCUUCCUCCUGAAGGGGGCGAACAACCCAAAAAACUUUUUGCACUGGCCGCCAAGAUGGUCCUUAGCACAGUUUACUCAAACUGACCUAUACCGUAGAAUGUACCAGAACCUCCAUAUUGAUUCAGAAUGUCAUCAUUCUCGGGUCAGAGUCUCUCCAAUUUCCCCCAAUUCUACACUGCAAAAAAUGUCUGUCUUAACAAGUGUUUUUAGUUGUAUAAUAAGACUUAAGAUCUUAUUUUUAUUUCUCAAGCAGAAAAUAAUAGCUUCUUUUAAAUUGAUGUUUGCUUGAAGUGAAUUCUUCUCACCCCACUGGUCAAACUUUCUCACCUCAUUGGCAGUUUUUUUGUCAUUUAGCAAAAGAGUAAUAGAAAUGAGUUCAGGUCUAAAUAUAAGACUAAGAUGCUUGUUAAGACUGACUUUUUUUUUUUUACAGUGUUUACUUGACACUACAGUACAUCUUUACCACUCUUGUAGUAUAAGAUAACCAUGCUAAUACCUAGCACGAAAACAUGGAUAAUCUUAAAAAGAGGUGGUUAACCAGCACAAGCCCUGAACAUGCACUGCUACAUUUUCAGAAAAAAGGUUGUAAAAUAGGAGUAUUUUUUAUUUCUAUGGAAAUGUUUUUCUUGUUUGUAUGCUUUGAUAAUGGUGUCUGUACUAUGGUAGUGGUGCGACGCAUCGGUUUGUCAAAGAGCGAAUGCAAGAAUUUCAAGUUUGAAAUUCAAUAGAGCAAAGUUACAUGAAUGUGAGUAUGAACAGUUCAUGCAUUUUUAAAGGUUAAACCUGACAGAAUUUUGUGAUAAGACUAGUCUCAUGCCUUCUCUGCCCAAAUCUCCAUAAACAGUUGUCAGUGCACCAGAACAAUGUCAUAAUUUUAAGAAACUCGUCAGCUUAAUAUUGAAUGUAAUUCAGGGCAAUCUUGGGCAGAUAAAAUAAUGAUAUGUAAUCUGUUAUGCCUUCUCAAAACGAAAAUCUAUCAUCACCCUUCCCUUCCAUGUCUGAAGAGUGAAUGUGUUUGAGUGAAUGUAUUUUAUGUACAAUGUAACCAUAUGCAAUUUGUAAGCAAUGGAGGGUAAAGUUACUUGAACACCUAAUUUGCUGUGCUUUGUAUUUCCUUGUGUGGAGGAACACUUGUUUCUUGUGACCAAAUAAUGUCCAAAUUGAAAUAAAGGUCCAAGUGAAGAUUG